Polychytrium aggregatum is the source of this 2307-nucleotide messenger RNA. RefSeq names its product cobalamin-independent synthase. NCBI's taxonomy places the organism in Eukaryota, Fungi, Chytridiomycota, Chytridiomycetes, Polychytriales. Bases 1 to 2307 code for a protein of 768 amino acids. The transcript has 4 exons. Gene Ontology annotation, molecular function: zinc ion binding; 5-methyltetrahydropteroyltriglutamate-homocysteine S-methyltransferase activity. The record is from RefSeq and is a predicted model, not a curated record.
AUGGCCACCGCUACCAACCUCGGAUUCCCCCGCAUGGGCGCUAACCGUGACCUCAAGAAGGCCGUUGAGGCUUACUGGGGCGGCAAGAUCACUGCUGACAGCCUCCUGGAGACCGCCAAGGAGCUCCGCCGCUCUCACUGGAGCCUCCAGGCUGCCGCCGGCAUUGCCCAGGGCCACAUCCCCAGCAACGACUUCUCCUUCUACGACCAGGUGCUGGAUCACUCGGUCCUCUUCAGUGCCAUCCCCGAGCGCUACGCCGGCGUCCCCGUCAAGUCUGAGCUCGACCUGUACUUUGCUAUGGGCCGUGGUCUGCAGAAGAAGGAGGAGGGCAUCGACGUCCCCGCCAUGGAGAUGAAGAAGUGGUUCGACACCAACUACCACUACAUCGUCCCCGAGUUCAAGGCCGAUCAGACCUUUGCCCUCGGCGCCAACCCCAAGCCCGUCGCCCAGUUCCUCGAGGCUAAGGCUCUCGGCAUCGAGACCCGCCCCGUCAUCCUCGGCCCCAUCAGCUACCUCCACCUCGGCAAGCCCGCUCGUGGUGUCGCUGCCUUUGACCAUCUCUCUCUCCUCCCUGCCCUCCUCCCCGCCUACGAGGCACUGUUCGCUGAGCUCGCCAAGGCCGGGGCCCAGUGGGUCCAGCUUGACGAGCCCGUGCUUUGCCUGGAUCUCCCUGCUCACUACAAGUCUGAGUUUGCUGCGGCUUACGGCCGCCUCGCGGCCGCUGCCCCUGCUCUUAAAAUCCUGCUUGCUUCCUACUUUGGUACCAUCGGAGACAACCUCAACUCGGUCAUCUCCCUGCCCAUUGCUGGUCUGCAUCUGGAUCUUGUUCGUGCUGAGGGUGAUCUCGACACUGUUCUGGCCAGAAAGUCCGAGUUUAGCUUCAACCUCUCCCUCGGUGUCAUCAACGGCCGCAACAUCUGGAAGGCCGAUCUCGAGAAGGCCAUCGCCAAGGUCGACCGUGCUGUCGCUGCCCUCGGCGUCGACCGUGUCCUGGUUGCCCCCUCCUGCUCUCUCCUGCACAGCCCCCACGGUCUCGCUGCUGAGACCAAGAUGGACAAGCAGAUCCUGGAUUGGCUCGCCUUUGCCGUCGAGAAGCUCGAUGAGAUCUCUGUUGUCUCCCGCGCUGUCAAGAACGGUGCUCACUCUGUGAAGGAGCAGCUCGAGAGCAACAAAAAGUCGCUCGAGGCCCGCCGUGUCUCUUCCCUCAUCCACGACCCCGUCGUCCAGGCCCGCCACAAGGCCAUCACCCCCGAGAUGAUCAAGCGCCAGUCUCCCUUCCCUGCUCGCUACGCCGCCCAGCAGGCCCGCCUCUCUCUCCCUGCCUUCCCCACCACCACCGUUGGCUCCUUCCCCCAGACCAAGGAGGUCCGUGUUGCCCGCCAGAACCUCAAGAAGGGUGCCUACACCCAGGAGCAGUACGACGAGUUCAUCAAGCAGGAGAUCCAGAAGUGCAUCAAGUUCCAGGAGGAUGUCGGUCUCGAUGUCCUCGUCCACGGCGAGUUUGAGCGCAACGACAUGGUCGAGUACUUUGGUGAGAACCUGAAGGGCUACGCCUUCUCUGCCAACGGCUGGGUCCAGAGCUACGGCUCCCGCUGCGUCAAGCCCCCGAUCAUCUACGGUGAUGUCUCCCGCCCCGUCGCCAUGACCGUCGAGUGGACAAAGUACGCCCAGACCCUGACCACCAAGCCCAUGAAGGGCAUGCUCACUGGUCCCGUCACCAUGCUGUGCUGGUCCUUUGUCCGUGACGACCAGCCCCGCCGCAUCACCACCGAGCAGCUUGCCCUCGCCAUCCGCGACGAGGUCCAGGACCUCGAGGCCGCCGGCAUCCCCGUCAUCCAGAUCGACGAGCCCGCCAUCCGCGAGGGUCUUCCUCUGCGCCGCUCUGACUGGACCGCCUACCUGCGCUGGGCUGCCGAUGCCUUCCUGCUGUCCUCCACCGGUGUCCGCGACGACACUCAGAUCCACACCCACAUGUGCUACUCGGACUUCCAGGACAUCUUCACUGCCAUCAAGGAUCUGGAUGCCGAUGUCAUCACCAUCGAGUCGUCCCGCUCGGAUCUCAAGCUCCUCUCGGCCUUUAACGGCGACUCGUACCCCAACGCCAUCGGCCCCGGUCUCUACGACAUCCACUCUCCCCGUGUUCCCUCGACCGAGGAGAUGCACCACCGCGUCAAGGAGAUGCUCAAGUACAUGGACUCGAAGCUCCUGUGGAUCAACCCCGACUGCGGUCUCAAGACCCGCGGCUGGACCGAGACCGAUGCUGCCCUCCGCAACCUCGUCGAGGUCGCCAUCCGCAUGCGUAACUAA